AUGUCAAUGACAUCAAUCAGCACGGCCUACUCUGGAAUAGAUUCACCGGGCACAGCUAUCUUGCAAAUUGUUGGGCGCUUAACCAAACACUAUGGCUUACAGGUGAACCAUCCGCACCAUUUGUUUGCAGUUGAGUGGGAACGAUCCUGUCAGCAUGAACUUUGUGUGCAUCCAGGGAGUGCUGAUUGUAUAUUUGGUGACAUCGCAGAUUUUCUGCAUCCGCUUGUGAGGAGUCAGUUGCCUGAGCUACAGAAGAACAACCAACUUACAUCUGUUCUCAUGCCAGUUGUUCGUGAUACACCCACCAAGGCUAUCCUCAUGGACGCUUGGUGCGUGAAGCAUGGCAAGACUUGCUCUGUCCAAGACAAGAUCGCUGAUGUCCACGUGGCCGGAACGACUUGUUGCGCUUUCUCUGCUAUAGGCGACGGACAGGGCGAAUCAGCCAUGUCACACGCACACUUUUUAGUGUGGUGCGGGCAAAGAGCUGUACUCCAAGAGCCGAUUAUAAUACAGGAGAAUGUGGUGGCUUUUCCUCGCGAGGCAUUGAUGCUCAUGCUGCCAAUGUAUGAAUGGGUGUUUGGGGUUCUGGACCCAGUCCAGCUUGGAUGGCCUAUCCGACGGGAACGUCAAUUUAUGAUGACCGAUGAAACAAAGCUUCAGGAAGAGCUAGAUUGGGCCUGUGGCCGUCCGUGCAGCUUGUGGAAACGAACACACGGUGAUCUGAAACCUUCAUUGGCGGCUGAUGAUGAUUCCUCCUUCGAGGAUACUUUGACAAAGACAGAAUACGAUUUUCUGAAAGCCUACGAGAUGGCAACACCACAAGGAAUCUACAGCCUGAACCAGAACCCUGACGUCACCAAUAUGUCAGAAGCCUUUUAUCAGGCAAAUGAAGCACCCGAUCGCGAAGACUAUCCGAACUUGCUGACCACUGCCAAGUACGGCUUGGACGUGCUCAUUUUUGACCACCGAACACCCCAGUCAGUUCUGCAGUUCUUGAUCACAUACCACAAUGCGUUUCAUCAAGGAGCGGAGACCUCCUUUAUGGAGAUGAUCAUGAAGGUACCAGAGGUGGAGAAGGCGUGGGCGAACUACAAAGUCGCAAACGGAAUCUCCUCGCGACAGAGUGACUACGAAUCCAAAUAUCGCGAGAUGUUGACAAGUCAGUUUCCGGCCACUUGGACUUCCUUCAGGCAUUUCGAGGCGACCAGACAGGUAUACAAUGUGCUGAGCAAGCUCAACUGCUUGGUUGAACUGAAGACAUUCAUCUCGGACCAUUGUGACUUCUUGCACAACGAGCUGACUCAUGAUACAGUAGUCUUCGUGAUGAAAGAAGUCUUGACAGCCCUUCCGACCGUCUUCAACAUCAUGGCAGAUUCUGAAAAGCAAGCACUCUGCCUUGAAGCUCUCUACAUGUGUGUUCCUUUGAACAUUUCCGAGAUUCCAUGGUUGCUACGGAGGUCGGCAAGUGCUGGUCAAGAGAUCGCACUUGUUCUCACCGCUGUCGAUGGGAAGGUUUUUGAAACACAGCGGAAGAUGCGGGUCCAGAAGGAGAAACGAAAAGGGCAAAAGAACCCGCAGCAGGUUCUGAGUGAGAACUUGGUUGCCAAAAAAGCGAAGGAGGAGAAAGCUGCCAUUGCCGCUGCCAAAGCUAAGGCUAAGGGCAAGUGCAAACCCAAGGCAGCUGCAGCCAAAAACAAUCUGAAUGAGGAGCUAGCCGAUGACACCACGAAGGAAUCUCAAUCUGUCACCUUGACUGAUACAGGUGGAAUUGCUGUGUCACGCCCGAAGCUGUUUGCAGACUGCUUAGUGCUGUGCAUCAGAUCUGCGAUCACGGCAGCCAGGACAAAGUACGGACUUGCCCAAGGUGUGGAAGAGGAAUCAUUGGUUCCCGAUUCAGCCGCGGAUCCAAUCAAGUACACUGAUGCGGAGAUCAAUAUCAUCAGACCUGCUGUUCGAGCUGGCUUGAUCUUCGCAAUCCAGGGUUCUCACAUGUUCAACGGCAAAGUAUACAAGAAGUGGUCUGCCUUGCGGCCAGCCCUGCAGUGUCAUCUCAUGGAAGCCUACAAGAAGGCCAGCUGA
Molecule: messenger RNA, 2079 nt
Organism: Durusdinium trenchii
Lineage: Eukaryota; Dinophyceae; Suessiales; Symbiodiniaceae
Source: the annotation of a GenBank genome assembly